AAGAGAACCAGCAGUGACCAGUGAUAAUGCUCCUUACCAGUACACUAGCGUGAACUUAUGUGUAUGGUGCAAUUUGUGAGAAAACCUGUAUGUACAUGUACAAGAUGAACGGAGAAGAGAAAAAAAGAAACUGAUGAGAAAUUCCAGGAAAAGUCGCGCUAUUCGUGUCGGAGAACUAUUCACCUCGGAGAAACAUCACUGAUCUGUGAGAUUAAAUGUAGAAGAGAAGCGAGUAGAAGCAAGAGAUAUACUCAGUGAUAUCAACGAUACAUUUGCCAGCAUCGUCGAGUAGUGGACAAGUGGACUCACUCAAAAUGGCCCAAAGCGCAGCACUAUUGACGCGCAUAAUGGCAUCUUCUGUGUCCGCCACAGUGCAAGCUGGCAAGAUAAUACGAGACGUUCUGAGCAAAGGUGGAUUAAACAUAGUGGAUAAGGGCAAGAACGAUCUGCAAACGGAAGCGGAUCGUUCCGCCCAGAAGUGCAUCGUAGCCUCUUUGAGCCGACAAUUUCCAAACAUCACAAUAAUCGGCGAGGAGGAGCCGUCUAGCUGCGAGGUGCCGUCCGAAUGGAUCGUCACGGAGGCGGAUCAAGAGGUGUUGAAGCUGAAGCUACCGGCCCAUCUGGAAGAUAUCGAUCCUAAGGAUAUAUGCGUUUGGGUGGACCCUCUGGAUGGUACAGCAGAAUACACUCAAGGACUAGUGGAGCAUGUUACCGUGUUGAUCGGAGUGGCGAUCGGGAGAACGGCAAUCGGUGGUGUGAUACAUCAACCUUACUAUAAAAACGACGAAAGCGGCACGCUCGGCCGUACACUGUGGGGCGUUGAUGGCGCUGGAUUUGGUGGAUUCGCGCCCAAACAGCCUCCGGAAGGGGAGAGAAUAAUCACGACAACACGCUCGCAUUUUGACGGCAUCGUACAGAGCGCCGUAAAAUCCUUGAAUCCUGACCGAGUAGUGCGUGUAGGCGGCGCUGGGCACAAGGUAAUUCUCUUGCUGGAGGGUAAAGCUCACGCGUACGUGUUCGCCAGUCGCGGCUGCAAGAGAUGGGACACUUGCGCGCCUGAAGCCGUUCUGCAUUCCAUCGGUGGCGUUUUGACCGAUCUUUAUGGUGAACGUUAUCCGUACAAUCCAGAAACAACGUAUGCAAACACAAGAGGCGUGUUGGCUACGGCACCCGGCCAGUCGCAUCAGUGGUAUCUGAGUCGCAUACCUGAUGAGGUGAAGCAAACGUUACAAUAGGUCAGGAGCAAAGUGGAGAAUCUUGUUUCUCUUGGCUCCUCAUGAGCUCCCGCGCGCGCGCGCGCGAUGACAGAUGUGACAUUCAAAAGGCAGAUGAUGUCAUUAAGUCCGAGUGCCGAUUAAAAAAAAACGACCGUUCCAAUUAUUUGGAGAGUUUGUUAUAUGAACAGUAUUGCAUCUCGUCUUUCCUUAGAUGUUUCAACAACCUUCUCACAUGGGCGGGAUUACGAACAACAUUCCGUAACAAGUUGACAUUAUUUCUCAGCGCGGCGUUCUUUCCAAGGCAAUGUAACACACACACGCAAUAAGACAAAACAAUAAAAUUUCCUGUAAAGAG
This is a messenger RNA of Odontomachus brunneus, 1572 nucleotides long. Its product is annotated as 3'(2'),5'-bisphosphate nucleotidase 1. NCBI's taxonomy places the organism in Eukaryota, Metazoa, Arthropoda, Insecta, Hymenoptera, Formicidae. The record is from RefSeq and is a predicted model, not a curated record. Gene Ontology annotation, molecular function: 3'(2'),5'-bisphosphate nucleotidase activity. Gene Ontology annotation, biological process: phosphatidylinositol phosphate biosynthetic process. The transcript has 6 exons. The coding region runs from base 315 to 1235 and encodes 306 amino acids.